CACUAAUUAACCCCAAUUUGUUGGGAUUAUUAUGGGAUGCGCUGGUUCUGAGCGGGGCUGUGGGAUCGUCUCUGUGUGGGAGUGGUCUCCUGCAGGUCACAUGGUCCGGGCCUUUGUUGAUGUGAUCCGGGGGAGAAAGAACAGGAGCACGGAGAGAAAAGAAAGAAAAGUACCGGUCCGACUCCGACCCACCGAGCCUUUCCGCCCAGCCUCCCCGGCGCUCAGACGCUCCUGCUCGGCCUGGAUGCUGCAGCUGCGGCCCCUCCGGAGCUCCACCUGGAUCGGUCGUUCCGCGGCGCCCCGCGGUCGGUUCUUCUCCCCGCCGGUUUGAGCGCUUGGCAGCGGGGGCUGGGGGAUGGAGGCUGUGUCCGGGCUGUGAGGUGUGGGGGUCGGUGUGUGCAGCCCCCCAGGCCCUCUGCUGCUUUGUUAUCCCUGGCUGCGCUGUAAACCUCCUCCCGGCUUUCUGCUCGGCUUUUCCAGCCUAUUUCUUCUGGAAGUGUUUCUCCUGGAAGCCCAGAGGAAUUUCAGGAGGACGCAUGGACACAAAGAGGAUUUAAGGAUUUUAUUUUGUGGCUGAUCUCUUUCUCUCUCAUUCCGGAUCAGUUUAGAAGAAGAAGGAACCAGAAAAACCCGGAUUCCUUCAUUUCACCCAUUUUCCCCUCAAACCUUCAUUCAGCUGCAUCUCUCCAUUCCCCCCCGCCCCCUCCGCUCCUCUCUGUCCGUCCAUCAUGGCUCCUCUGCGCCGGGUCUCCUGGUUCUGCUGCCUGCUGGUUCUGCUGGGUCUCCCCGCAGCCCGGAGCUCGUUUCCCCGCAGCGGAGGCGGCGGCAGCGCGGACUGCGGCCCCGGGAAGGCCGCGGAGUGUCCAGAUUUGUCGGACAAGAAGAGCGAUCUGCGCGUGUGCGACGCCGGAACGUGUCGCUUCGGAGGAACCUGCCGCGAGAACGGAGCCGACAUCAAAUGUGUCUGUCAGUUCCACUGCAACAAGAAAUACGUUCCUGUCUGCGGCUCCAACGGAGACACGUACCAGAACGAGUGUUUCCUCCGCAGAGCCGCCUGCAAGAAGCAGCGAGCCAUCAGCAUUGUGUCGGAGGGAGCCUGUUACCAUGAUGGAGGUUCUGGUUCUGCAGAUGGAGACGAUGAAGGUUCUGGUCGAGGGAAAAAAGCCUCCAAAUGUAAAAACUGCAAGUUUGGAGCCGAAUGUGACGAAGACUCUGAGGACCUGCUCUGCAUGUGUAACAUCGUGUGCAACGGCCACAACGACAACCCCGUGUGCGGCAGCGACGGUCUGACCUACGACACGCCGUGCCACGUCCGCGAGGCGUCCUGCCUCAAACAGCUCAAGAUCGACAUCAAGCAUGUCGGCCGUUGCCAAGAUAAAAGCAGGAAAGACGACGGAUCGAAGGGGAAACCAGACAUCUACUCGGCGUCCAAACCCGAGGAGGGGAACGGCUUCCUGGACGGCGCUCUGCCCUGCGCUGAAGACGACGCUCAGACCUGCCAGCACGGCCACUGUGAGAUGAGACACAACCUGCCCACCUGCAGGUGUGACGCUGCGUACGGCGGCCCCCGGUGCGACCAGCUGCUGGACUUUAACAUCCUGUAUGUGGUGCCCAGCGGCCAGAAGCUGCACUACGUUCUCAUCGCCGCCAUCAUCGGAGCCGUCCAGAUCGCCGUCAUCGUUGCCGUGGUGAUGUGCUUCACCAGGCGGUGCAACAAGUCGAAACGCGGCCGCAGACAGAAGCAGCAUCUGGGCCACUUCCCGUCAGGAACGUCUUCUCGGAUGAUGUAGCCGCCGUCCGUUUUCCCUCCUCAUGUUUUUAUAAAUCCAGUCCGGUUUUCGUAUCACAGACAGACUGCAGUUUUAUAUCGACUUCCUGGUGCCUCUUUUAUUAUUUCCCCCUUUUUUAAAGUAUUUUAUUUCUGAUUUCUUAGAGGGGCCUUAUUUGUCCGACUUCCUUGAUGUUUUUGUGCGGAUCUGUUUGUCUGUCCAGCUGCUUUCUGAACUCUGUGGAUCCAACAGGAAGCAGAACUUUAUUUAUCUGAUUGUAUUGUUGCUGCAGCGCCACCAUCAGGCUGGCCUCACGCAGCCUGUUUUUGUUUUCACGCUGUGGGACGCAGCCUGACUGUCUUCCUGUUUGCUUUGGUUUUAAGAGUCUCGCUUCAUGUGGGAUAAAAUCUGAAAUAUUCUGGAUGAUUCAACAUUUUCACUCUUUGUUUUUCUGCAGCUGCAGUUUUCAGGUCGGAUAUGUAAAACUCCAACAUCUGAUUUUAUUACUAUGACAACAUCAUUUUGGUUUCAUUUUUAAAAUAGAAAAUUCAUCCUUCACCUGAUUGGAUGAUUCAUGUUCAAACUGACAGAUUUUAGUUUCUUUGACUGACAUUCAUGUUUUUAAUAUCCAAACUCAUAAAUCUGAAUGUUAUUUUAAAUGAUUUUGAUCUUUGAAAUCCAACUGAAAAUUAGAGAAUUAGAAGUUCAUACUUUAAAUUGUGCUUCCAUAAUGUUAAUUCAUUACUGCUAAACAAAAAAAUCUAAUUGAAGCAAAAAUUACUGAUGGAAAAAUUCAAACUGGUUGUAAUUUAAAAUAUUAGAAAAAAACAUUUUUCUGUGUUUUUCCUGCUAAUUAUAAUUUAGAGCCACUCAGAUUAAUAAUCCAGUGAUAUCUGACUUCCUGAUCUGUGUGUCUCUCCUCACGUCAAAUAAAAAACAACAACUUUUAUUUAAAGUAUGAUGACAUUUAAACUUUGUUCAGAUCUCCACACUGAAUUUGAUAAUCUCAGAAUAUGAUCAUCUGGAGUUAAAACAGUUUCAUUGUUGCAGAAACACCUGAAGCUUCGUUUCCUCUGAGCGAGUCGCUGCGUUUGGGUUUCCUGUUUAUCCGUUUCCUCUGGGGAACCGAUGAAAAUGUUCUGAAUAUUCUGGUAACCCGUCAGAACCUGCUGGACUCAGGAACAGAAACAAUCAGCAUCAGAUUAAUCUUCUAAAGAUUUUGUUCCCAUUUUGUUUAUUGACAUUAUUAUUACUGACAUUAUUAUUGUUUCUCUGCAAAGUAAAAUCAUGUUUUUGUUCCAUAUUUAUUUUUUUUCUUUCAAUUCAAAAUAAAAGCUCAGAUUUUUAUUUGUUGUCUAAAAUUACAGAUUUGUUAGUUUAAUUCUGUAAAUCACUUUUUAUCAGCCCAGCUGUUCCUGAGGUGUUUUAUUGCCUUCACCCUGCAGGGGGCGCUGUGUACCUGGACUCCAGGGUGAUCGGGGCCAAUGGCGCCCUCUGCUGUUUGUUUUCUGUUUGGCUGCGUCUCACAGGGUCACAAACUGAAAAUGUAACAUUUAACUUUGUUUUUAUUCUGUAUUUGUUAUGAGAUGCACCUGAAAACCAAAAUGCUGUUUUUUCUACUGCUUGAGAAUUAAUGAGGUACAAGCUAACAUGUACAGGUUGUUAUUAUUAUUUUUAUUUUUAUUGAUGCUUAACUUUCAGAUGACGCCAUUCCAGAAAUGGAUGUGGAUGUUUUUGUGCCGAGGAUAAUUUAAAAUGCUUGUUUUUCAUAUAUAAUUUGUAACGAUGGUACGAAGUGUUUUAUUGUGGUAGGAAGAGUAGAUGGACCAGCUGACCGCUGGUUCCUGCAUGUUCGCUGACCGGAGGUCAGAGGUCUCUGGGACGUGGAUCCUGCAGGAACUGGGCCUGAUUUUACUGUAGAUGUUGGUCCUGCAUGAUGUUGGUACUUGUUGUUUAGACUGUUCUGUAGCUGAACUACAAUUAAAUUAUGAUGUUUCAA
Molecule: messenger RNA, 3768 nt
Organism: Gambusia affinis (western mosquitofish)
Lineage: Eukaryota; Metazoa; Chordata; Actinopteri; Cyprinodontiformes; Poeciliidae
Product: tomoregulin-1-like
Exons: 10
Coding region: 729-1790 (353 amino acids)
Molecular function (GO): protein binding
Source: RefSeq, a predicted model, not a curated record